Molecule: messenger RNA, 1440 nt
Organism: Cuscuta epithymum
Lineage: Eukaryota; Viridiplantae; Streptophyta; Magnoliopsida; Solanales; Convolvulaceae
Source: the annotation of a GenBank genome assembly
CAACAUUUUCAGAAUAUGAAAAUUCGUGGGCUUGAUUUACCAAAGUUGCAGCACUGAAAUAUGUAAUAUGUAAUUAACUAUUCUGUAUAAUUUAAUACUACGUACAUUUUUUUUUACCAUUUUUAUUACAUUUGGAGUUAUUAUUAUAGACUAACUUUAGUGUCUAGUGUGCUCCCGCUCUCACAAACCUCUGGGUCCGCCACUGGGUGAAGGGACACGAUUAUGGCAAGGCCUUAUCCAACAGCAUCCUAUUUUAUGAGGGCCAGAGGUCGGGUCCUCUGCCUUCUUCACAGCGUAUGACUUGGAGAAAGGAUUCUGCUCUUCGAGAUGGUUUAGAUGAGAAGAUGGAUUUGGUAGGCGGUUACUACGAUGCCGGUGACAAUGUAAAGUAUAGCUUUCCCAUGGCAUUCACAACCACAAUGUUGGCAUGGAGUGUGCUGGAAUACGGGAAAGACAUGGGUAACGAUGAGUUGCCCCAUGCACUUGAGGCGAUACGCUGGUCAACGGACUUUCUGUUGAAGGCUACAAACAAACAAAAUGUUGUGAUUGCUAUGGUUGGUGACCCAAUUGCAGACCACAACUGUUGGGAAAGGCCCGAAGAUAUGGACACUCCUCGUACCGUUUACCAGGUCAAUGAAACGUCUCCGGGUUCUGAGGUUUCUGCCGAGAUUGCUGCCGCCUUGGCUGCGGCUUCCUUGGCUCUAAAGAGUUCUGAUCCUGUCUAUUCCAGCUCCCUCCUUCAAAGGGCCCUCCAGGUUUUCGAGUUUGCUGAUAAAUUCCGAGCUUCUUACAAUAAUAGUUGUCCAGCCGUUUGUCCAUUCUAUUGCGAUUUCAGCGGUUAUCAGGAUGAAUUGUUAUGGGGAGCAGCAUGGCUCCAUAAAGCCACAAAUGAUGCCCAGUACUGGGAUUAUGUGAAAGAGAAUAUAAAUAAAAUUUGGACAGCCGGAAGUUUAUUUGGAUGGGAUGCCAAACACGCUGGUAUUAAUGUCCUCGCCUCCCAGUAUGUUUUGAAUGGUGAGGGCAGCAAAGAUACCAUCCCAUUCAUUCCCAAUGCCGAUGCCCUGGUUUGCGCAGUUCUUCCUGAUUCGCCUACAAAAACUGAGCAAUUUACUCCUGGUGGACUCUUGUACCAGAAAGGGUUGAUGGGAAACAUGCAACGUCCUAUAUCUCUGUCUUUUCUCUUACUUACCUAUGGAAGGUAUUUGGAGAGCUCCAAAAGGACAAUUCAAUGUGGCGACAAUGUUUACCCAAGUUCUAAACUUAUAGAAUUUGCGAAGUCUCAGAACGAGAGAAGCGCCUCCAGCAACUGCGCCAUAGUUUGUGUUCCAGAUCGAUGACUUCAUAUUCAUCGAAACGGCAUUCCACAGUUUCGCCAUAGGUUGCUCCACAAUUUCGGCAUUCCAGAUCGGUUUUUCCAUAUGAAUCAGAUGUUAAGCUGCU